AUGGUGGAGCUAAACCAAAUUGGAGCACUACCUAAAGUUGAGUGGAAAGCAAUCAUGUUUAGUAAUCUAGCAAGGCCUAAAACAUUGUUCUCCAUGUGGCUGAUCAUCCAAGAGAGAAUGAUGACAACUGAUAGGUUGAACAAAUGGAACAUUAACGUUGAUCCAAUAUGUGUUCUGUGUGGAAAUCAUCCAGAGACUCAUGCUCAUCUAUUCUGGGAAUGUACUACCACCACUGAACUAUGGGCAGGAAUUUUCAACUGGCUGCACAUCCAGGUGCAAAUAAAAAUAUGGGAUCAGUUAAUAGCAUGGUUUGUGGAGAAAGCAAAGAAGAAAACUGUUGAAGGAUAG
Nicotiana attenuata is the source of this 348-nucleotide messenger RNA. RefSeq lists its product as uncharacterized. The transcript is spliced from 2 exons. The coding region runs from base 1 to 348 and encodes 115 amino acids. The record is from RefSeq and is a predicted model, not a curated record. NCBI's taxonomy places the organism in Eukaryota, Viridiplantae, Streptophyta, Magnoliopsida, Solanales, Solanaceae.